AUGGGCGGCGGCGCCACCACCACCACCUGCCAAGACCCAGAGGCCGGCGCCGCCGCCUCCGGCCACGGCGGUGGUGGCGAGGGCCGCCGGAGCGACGCCCACCGCGGCGGCGUGAAGCUGAUAAGGGCGGACGGCGGAGUGGAGGUUUACCACCGGGCGGUGAGCGCGUCGGAGCUGAUGAGCGAGCACCCUCGCCACCUGCUCUGCCGCUCCGACGCCUUCACGAUCGGCCAGAGAAUCCCCGCCAUCCCCGAGGAGGAGGUGCUCCAACCCGGCGAGGCCUACUUCCUCCUCCCCGUGCACUUUUUCCAGUCCGUCCUCUCCUUCGUCACCCUCUCGCGCGCCGCCACCGCCGGCAACGGCGGGGCGCUGCUGCAGGGGCCGUUCGACGUGCAGAAGACCCCAUCGGGGAAGCUGCAGAUCAGGGUCUUCGAGGGCUUAGCCGGGAGGAGUAAGGAGGUCGAGGACAGAGCGGGCGGCGGGAGGGUGUGCACCACGGCGGCGCUGGAGAAGGACUACUGGCAGCUGGUGGCCGGAGGGAAGGCGAGGCAGUGGAAGCCGAAGCUGGAGACGAUAACGGAGUCGGAGAUGGGGAGGGGGAAGCUGGUCUUCGUGGCCGCCGGUGCCAUGGCCCUCGUCGGCAUCAGGAGACGGAGAGAUCCCCACCAGGGCCAGGGAGAUCAGCGGAAUCGCCACCGUAAACAGCAAUAG
Molecule: messenger RNA, 711 nt
Organism: Spirodela intermedia
Lineage: Eukaryota; Viridiplantae; Streptophyta; Magnoliopsida; Alismatales; Araceae
Source: the annotation of a GenBank genome assembly